ACUGGCCCAAUAUGGGAGCACUUGCGUGCGAUCUUCCCAACUAGCGCCUCCCUUCUGUUUCACAUUACUUGAACACACGCGGGCGCUUGGUACUGUUCCCAGAAAUGAAUGGCACAAGCUACGGCAUGUGUGCACGUUGAAGGUGUGCAUGUCUGCGCGUGUCCAUUCUUGGCACUGAGCACACGUCUCACGGGCCAGGAAUGAGUAAUGCCACUCAAGCUGUUUUACAGCCGCCGCGUAUCACUAAUCCACAUUACACACACGCCUGUGAGGUGAGGAGGAGUGUAAAUUUACGCACGCUUCCGGCACGCCAGUCAUUACCACUGCUGCAGGAGUGAUUAUUAGAAGUGAUGCGUCGAGUGUGCAGAUAUAUAUACUGUAUGUGACUGCGCACCCUGACCCACGUGUGUAGCAGAGGGAGCUUUCUCUUCUUAUCAGUCUCCAGAUUUUACGCUUUCUCGAUGGACAUUAUAUGUCAUCAGUGUCGAGGAUGUGCGAUUAUACGCCCUGUUGCAGCCAGUAUGCCAAUUUCGGGGGCAAUCGGACGUACCAGGGAGCACGUGACCCCGGAGAUGAACAAGCUUCGUCAGAGCCUGAGAAGGAAGAAGCCCACCUAUGUACCCGAGGCCAGCAGACCGCAUCAGUGGCAGGCAGACGAGGAGGCUGUACGCAAGGGCAAAUGCAACUUCUCUGUACGGUACCUGGGCUUGGUGGAGGUGGAGGAGUCUCGAGGGAUGCAUGUGUGCGAGGAGGCGGUGAAAAAGCUUAAAAUUAGUGGGAAAAAGACAGUGAAGGCAGUAUUGUGGGUUUCAGCUGAUGGACUCAGGGUGGUGGAUGAUAAAACAAAGGACCUGAUUGUGGACCAGACCAUAGAGAAAGUUUCCUUCUGUGCCCCGGAUCGAAACUACGACAAGGCAUUCUCCUACAUCUGCAGAGAUGGCACCACCAGACGUUGGAUGUGCCACUGCUUCAUGGCUCUCAAAGACUCGGGGGAGAGACUGAGCCACGCGGUGGGCUGCGCCUUUGCCGCCUGUUUGGAGAGGAAACAGCGGAGAGAGAAGGAGUGUGGCGUGACGGCAUCUUUUGACGCCACCCGCACGUCCUUCGUACGCGAGGGUUCCUUCCGCGCCAACUCUGCCUGCAGUCAACACGGCAGCGGUAGUGAACGAGAUGACAAGUUGCCGGAAAAGAACAAAGACCAGCCCUCUGUUCAUGCAGCCCUCCCACCCGGUACUGCCUCCCCACCCGAGGGCGCAGCAGAACCCGGCGGGCCCCAUGCCAUCCCCCGCCGCCAUGCACCCAUCGAGCAACUGGUGCGUCAAGGCUCAUUCCGGGGAUUUCCAGCUCUGAGUCAGAAGAACUCUCCCUUUAAGAGACAGCUGUCACUUCGCCUCAACGACCUGCCAUCCACACUGCAACGCAAGACCGACUUCGAAGCCAAGAACUCUGUACUAGAGGUGGACAUGAGUUUGUCUGGUGAGGGAGACAUUAAUGACCUGUGUAGCCAGAUCAACACCUCCUUCACGAAGCCAUCCGAGGACCCUUUCUCCAACCCUUGCCCAACUGCAAGUGGUCAGCCGAACUGCGUCGUGCUUCCGGUCCUGCCUCCUCCCCCAGCGCCGAUGCAAGCGACGUCUUCUUGGGUUCAACCAGAUCCUCCUCGCCCCUCUCCUCCUCCUCCAGUGUCCGCGGUGAUGCAGAGUGGGCAUAAACGUACACCUUCCGAGGCGGAAAGAUGGCUGGAAGAAGUCUCGAAGGCAGUCAUGUCCCAACAGACACCCCCGCCGGCUCCCACCAUCAUCCCCACCAUUCCUGGGCCACCGUCUGUAUCGAGUCAGCAGAUCACAAGUCUGGCCCCGGUGUCCACUCUUUCCAUGUCGCUGGGUACCAUGUCUAAACCGCUCAUCGCAGGCCCCUCUGCUAUCUCAGCUCAGGCACCGAUGCCCCUUCCACCGAUGUCCAUAUCGUCGGUUCCCCUCAUACCUGGCCCUCCAAUUUCAAGCCCCCCAAUGUCUUUGCCUUCAAUGUCCAUUCCCACCAUGUCUGGUCCAAGUAUGUCAGGAGCCCCGAUGAUCCAGCCCUCACUCCCGGGGCCCCGAGGCUCCCUCCCAAGCAUUUUGCAGCCCUUUCCUUUGGCCUUCGACGCUCCUUCAGCUCCUGUUGGGAUGUUCGCCAGCCAGCCCGUGCAACCGGCUUUUGUUCCCAUGCAAACCUACAUGCCAGGCUUGGCGAGCAGUAUGACCUACCCAAAUGUCAGCGUACCCGUCGUGGGAAUCACGCCGUCGCAAAUGGUGGCCAAUGUCUUCUGCACGGCCACUGGCUCAUCUGGCACUGGAGGUGCCAUUGGCGCCGGAGUCGGAGGGUCUAAAGGCGUCACUCACCACCCUUACUCAGGAGUGCCCUCUGGGGGGUUUUCCACACCAUUCCCCGCCACCCCUCCUCUUUCAACAGCCAUGAACGGGCUCCCGAUGCACAGCGGCGCCUCGGCAGCCCUUCACAAUGGCAACUCUAACAGCGGCGGCACUAGUAGCUGGCCGCCAGAAGGCAGCCAGCUGACUGCUCCCGUGACCAGUAAUUCCCAAGACGACGAGCGUUUUGAGGCCAAGUGGGCGGCCCUUGAGAGCACCAACACCAAACCAGCGGCUCAGGCACCCGGAAGCAAAAGUCCAGCAGCGGCAGCCAACCCAUUUUCGAACAACCUGCAGAAGACUUUUGAGAUCGAGCUCUAAGAUGAGGAGCAAAGUGGCGGCGCGCUGCAAGCCCUGCACUCACAAAAAGAAGAACGCUCGGUGGUAAUUCAAGCAUCCCUGAUUUGAAUGGUAUAUGCAGGUCCUGAAACAUUGCGGCAGCCUAGCAUCCCAUAAAAGCUCUCUAAUGGAAUAUCUACACCAUAAUGAUGUUACUUUCUUGAGGCUCCAGUGAGAGCUGUGCAGAUUGUGCUGGGGCUGCCACUGGGAGCUAUCCACAUCUUGAUGUGAUGAUCUAAAUCCUGCCACAUCACCUCCUGUCCGCCUCUUUCCCGCUUUCAUGUCUGCACUCCGGUUUUACUUUCUUUCCCGGCUGCAAGUCCCUUGACACACUGACCUUGUCACUCAGCGACGCGCUCAGUGGUUGCUUUCUUUCAAAGGUGACACAGAUGCAUUCCAAUCCCAUUGACUGAUUUUGGCAGUAUUUGUUGUGGGGAGGAAUUCCUUGUGAGGAAUGGAAAUAAUUCUUGGUUUGACGAAUGUUCUUCUUAAUGGUGGAGUUGUGAGAAGUGAUUGGACGUACAGUGGAUAUAAAAUGUCUACACAGCCCUACAAAACUUUUUCAACCAUUGAUAUGACCCAUGACCUCUCGAGACAACCCAAUUAAACAAAAAAACUUUUCAAGAGGGGAAGUAAAAAAAAAAAUGAGUGAGAUAAUGUGGUUGAAACAAAACACGUGCCCAGUUAUAGGGGCGUGCGCACACUUCUCCAACCACAUUGUCUUAGUUGUUCAUUAUUCCCCUCUGACGGAUUUUUUUUCUAUGGAGUAGUUCAGGUUAGAGAUCACAUUAAUGGUGGAAAAAAAAUUCUUUAUCUUGGUCUCAUUUUUACAUCACAAAAACCUGGCAUUUGAACAGGGGUGUGUAGACUUUUUAUAGCCACUACCUAAGAGGACUCACUGUUCAGUAGUAAUGAUGUAUUGCCAAAAUGAUUGUAUUUAUUAUACUUUUUUUAUUUUUUAUGUUGACAAGUUAGAUUGACUUCCUCAAAUUGUUGAAGUGUUUCCUUCAAAUAUUUUUUAUCCCAUAUAUUUAUUUUUGUUGAACUCUUAAGAAAGACUCGUGAAACAAACAGGACCACGUAGGUCGGUCAUCUAUUUAAUUGGGCAAAAAUAUGUGAGUCCGGGCAUGUUAUAGGAAUCAAAUACCCAUGGAUGAAACGUAUCACGUGUCACCUCGCAAGUGUAGAUAGUGGCUCGAUGCUUUUGCUUUUUUUCCAGACAAAUCAAUAGAACUUCACUUUAUCGCUGUUGGGACAUUUCUGGAGCUCAAAUGUUCCAAGGCACUGCAGAAUAUCCAACACAGACACUUCACAGUCGCCAUCCACCUUUUCCGAAAUACUCAAGGAUGACGAAUAUGAUGCACUACCUUCCCAUAUUGACUGUCUUCAAUUACAGGGUGGACAGGAAUCAAAUCCUGCAUCGAUUGUGUUCACCACAUCAGUCCGUUGCGCUGCUUCGAAAAAGAAAAUCGGCGGGGCCGAUGAGGACAGGAAUGUGUCAAAACGGAUAGCGGUAAAAAGAAGAGAGGAGGAGCCCAGAGGAAGGCUUAGCGACAAGCUGAGAGAACAGAGCAACACGGUUGAAUUAAAAGCAUGACAUGGAGAAGGAUAAAGGAACGAAUAUGAGAUGACGACGAGAUAAGAGAGGACAAGAGUGUGUGAAAAUCUUGAGGACAAAAGACACUUUUGUCGCCUUGCCCGCAAAACGGAGCGUCUUGCCGCCUCCGUCUGCAAAUCUUGCUCCUCAACUCUGCUCAAACCUGCAUUGCAAAGAAUCGUUUUCGGUGUUUAUUUUUACAACUAGCUCAUUCCAUAUUUACAGUUUGAUCAGUAAGCUUAACCAAAUACGCGAGACUCCUUUUAUGUAGAAACUCAAAACGCCAGUUUAGGUCAUCAAGUCUUGGAAAAAGUUUGGCACCGUGAAGAUCUAUUUUUCAUGGAGGACUUUUUUUUAGGUGCGCUAAAUCAGUGGGAAUUCAAUUGUAUGAAGAGUCACUGGCGAUGUUCCGUGCUUGUUUUGGUAAGAUUAAUUUAUAAAGCAUUUUUUCAAUGAGGCAGUGAUGCUAUUUGAUAGGCUGCCUCGUCAAAAGAAAUCUUUUCAGAAUGAGAAAGUUCCCAAUUAUCAGGUGCUUUGUUUUCUGACAAAUCUUAUUAUUCCCCCACCCAACAAAUCCAAAUAUACGAAACAAGAUCCUAUUUUAUCGUUCGCUGAAAAUAUAUUCUUUCACUGCACUUGUUUACACAACCUCAAAAUUAUAUGUAGGGUAAUUGCAACAAAGCAAACUCAACGACCUCAUGAACUUGAUUGUCAAACUAGUUUAGUGACGUAACAGAAAACAGGAGUUUAUUUUUAAUCUUUAUUUUCAGAUUUUUUUUUUGUAUUUAAACCUACAUAUUUGUAUUGUAAUUACAUUGUACAAAAGAUGAAUAAAGUAAUAUAACACAA
This is a messenger RNA of Hippocampus comes (tiger tail seahorse), 5193 nucleotides long. It is a transcript of the gene numbl, whose product is annotated as NUMB like endocytic adaptor protein. NCBI's taxonomy places the organism in Eukaryota, Metazoa, Chordata, Actinopteri, Syngnathiformes, Syngnathidae. The transcript has 9 exons. Gene Ontology annotation, cellular component: cytoplasm. Gene Ontology annotation, biological process: positive regulation of neurogenesis. The coding region runs from base 462 to 2729 and encodes 755 amino acids. The record is from RefSeq and is a predicted model, not a curated record.